Macadamia integrifolia is the source of this 745-nucleotide messenger RNA. RefSeq names its product auxin-responsive protein SAUR72-like. The coding region runs from base 37 to 600 and encodes 187 amino acids. The transcript has a single exon. The record is from RefSeq and is a predicted model, not a curated record. Gene Ontology annotation, biological process: response to auxin. Lineage: Eukaryota; Viridiplantae; Streptophyta; Magnoliopsida; Proteales; Proteaceae.
AAUGAAAGAUUGAGACUGUUUUACUCAAGAGGACCAAUGGAUUCCAAGAAGUCUAACAAGAUCAGUGAGAUAGUUAGGCUUCAACAGAUCCUCAAGAAGUGGAAGAAGCUUGCAAAUGCACCAAAGAACAGCAACAGCAGCAGCAGCAGCAGCAGCAAGAGCAGUAGCAGUAGCAGCAACACCAACAGCAUUAGUAAUAAUGGCAGUAAAAGCAUCAAAUUUCUUAAGAGGACACUCUCUUUCUCUGAUGUAUCUGCUUCAGUUUCUGCUGACACUGUACCUAAAGGAUUCCUGGCUGUCUGUGUUGGAAAGGAACUGAAGAGAUACAUAAUCCCAACAGAGUAUCUGGGUCACAGAGCAUUUGGGAUCUUACUGAGAGAAGCAGAGGAAGAAUUUGGAUUUCAAAAUGAAGGAGUUCUUAGGAUUCCUUGUGAAAUAUCUGUGUUCGAAAAGAUUUUGAAGAUGGUAGAGCAGAAGAAGGAUGAGUCGUUCAUCAUGAAUGAAUUUGGGUUUAGUGGAGAGGUGGAGAUGUCUGGCUUUUGCUCAUCAGAAGCAGAGCUUACUCCAUCUCGCCAUCCUCCAAAGCCAAUGUGCAGAUAACUUGGUACUUAAUUUCCUUUUUGGAACUUUUUGUUAAACCUUUUUUUCUUCUCUUUCGUGUGAAGGCAAUGUGCGAGAGAGAGAGAGAGAGAGAGAGAGUAGCAGUAGGGGGAGAAUGAAAAUUUGGAGAUUUAGUAAUCCAAAA